Messenger RNA from Hippocampus comes (tiger tail seahorse), 1292 nucleotides. RefSeq names its product transcription factor 7-like 1-D. Gene Ontology annotation, biological process: canonical Wnt signaling pathway; regulation of transcription by RNA polymerase II. The transcript is spliced from 8 exons. Gene Ontology annotation, molecular function: DNA-binding transcription factor activity, RNA polymerase II-specific; RNA polymerase II cis-regulatory region sequence-specific DNA binding. Gene Ontology annotation, cellular component: chromatin; beta-catenin-TCF complex. The record is from RefSeq and is a predicted model, not a curated record. Lineage: Eukaryota; Metazoa; Chordata; Actinopteri; Syngnathiformes; Syngnathidae. The coding region runs from base 117 to 917 and encodes 266 amino acids.
GGUUCUUUGCGGUGAGUGACUGCUGUAUUAGUCAUCUGCAUGUGCAGGCUGUAUUCAUCUGCUCGCCAAAAACUUUAUUUAUUAGUCACUUUUGGAAUCUCCCUUUUUGCACUAAAAUGGAACCUGUGCCAAAAGGAGCAUGUGUGGGCGAGAUGAAAUGGUACGAGCUCCUCACUCCGCUCUACGAGCCCUUGGAGGAGAUGGGUUACCUGUGCAACGCUCGCCCCCCGCCUCCUCCCACCCCCUGCGACCCCGCAGACAUGCCGCUCGACAACCUCCCCAUGUUUACAGGAAGUCACUAUGCAGGGUCGGGUGACUGCUACAUCCGGGGAGAUAAUCUGAUGAACAUGAACUACAGAGCUCCGCUGCAUCUGGGUUACAUGCAGCCGGCUCACCUUAAUAUUGGGCCAAUUGGUGAUGUCACCAAGCAGUAUAUGAACUAUCAGCACCCACCCUACGAGUGGCCUGUCAAUCACCCGCAUGCUCCUACUCCUCCGCAGUUCCAUGAAGAAGCCAUGAUGAUACUGCCGGAGGGUGCAAAGUUGCCUCCUGUUGAAAUGCCGAGCCUUACGGAUCCGAGCUCCCCCCCAAGAAAAGUCCCGUCCAUCAAAAAAAGGAAACGUGAAGGCCAGGAGGAUGAAGAUAAAGUGUACAUUAAAAAGCCACCAAAUGCAUUUAUGAUCUUCCGGAAGGAGCAGAGGGAGAAUGUUAUGGCGCGAUUGAACAUCCGCGACAGCGCUGUGGCCAAUAAAGUCCUGGGUCAUAUGUGGAAAUCGCUGUCGGAGAAGGAGCAGGAGAAGUAUUACCAUCUUGCCGAUGCCGAAAAACGCCUCCACACCCAGCUGCACCCCAACUGGUCCUGCACAGACAAUUACGGUCGAAAGAGGAGGAAGCAGAGGAGCAGAGUGGCUCCCUAAGGAAAACCUCCAAGCAAACUGCUGAGGCUCCUACUGUCACUUGAAACAUACUGUUCUAGUGUUUGACUUAAUCACAAGUCAUUUGAAGUUUGUUUUUUUUUUUUUGUUUUGAUAUUGACUGAGCUGGAAAGUGCUCAGGAAGUUCAUUAAUUUCAAACGGGGAGAUAUUAAACCUCAUUGUUGUGGGGGGGGGGGGCAUUUUUAAUCAUGUUUUGUUAUUUGUGCAAUGAUAGCUUUAACACAAUGCUUCAUCACUGGUUUCCUGUACUGUCGCCACUCGUGUGAGCAAAUGAUUUCCAAAGAAAGUGAACAAGCUUUUAAUCAAGCUUCAUGUCCACAUUUCCAUAAAUAAAUGUAUACAUUAUGAAAAAUAUU